This is a messenger RNA of Cololabis saira (Pacific saury), 1104 nucleotides long. RefSeq lists its product as uncharacterized. The transcript is spliced from 7 exons. The record is from RefSeq and is a predicted model, not a curated record. Bases 1 to 1104 code for a protein of 367 amino acids. NCBI's taxonomy places the organism in Eukaryota, Metazoa, Chordata, Actinopteri, Beloniformes, Belonidae.
AUGAGAGCCAAGAGAUGGAGGAAACCUGGGAGGAGCUGCAGCACAACCACACUUUUAGAGGAAAACAACAACAAUGACCAACAGGACGCGGGCCACAGGUACGCCCCCCCCAAGCCCCCCGAGCCCCCCGAGCCCCACGACGGUGCUGAACAACAACUCCUGCAGAAUCUUCUUGCAAAGUCCUCCAGAAUGGAUCUGAGGGACUCCAACUAUGAGAAGCAGAAGCUCUGCGUGGAUCAGCUGAUCCAGGCGUUUGUGUCCCAGAGCUUCCCCGACCCCCCCGCUGACCCAGACGGGAGCCUGGGAGAGCACCUGACACAUGUGAUGGAGGCAGUGGUGCACAAGCUGGAGACGCACGGUCCCGUGAUCUCCCGGGAGGAGAGCAGGAUCCUGAUGGACCACUGCCAUCGCCACACCUUCACUCACCUGAACACGCUGCUCCAGAGGGUCAACGCCCCUAGAAACACCUUUCUGCUGAUGAACUGGGUCUCACAUACAUAUCUGGGACAGGAGAUGCUUGAUAAUCCCGACCAGCGGCUGCUGCAUGAGUGGGAAACCAAGGCCAAGGUCAAACUGCUGGAGAGCGUGCAGGUACAUGUCUGGAUGUUCUUAUUACUCAACAUGUUUUACACUCAUUUUAGUGGCAUCCAUGUCCGGGGGUCGCUGGGUAAAGUCCUGGAGGUUGACAGAGCCCAAACGCAUCACGGUGAGGAAGCCUACGUUGGACUCUACGUGGACAUCAUUCAGUGCAUUGGUGCCAUGACCAAAGCAGCGGGUGACAUCAGCUCAGAACUGCACACUCAGGUGUGGGAGGUUUGUCUCCGAGAGCUGCUGGUGUUGGUCCGGAGAUACACAGAGGAGCAGACUGAGGCGCUCGCAGAGGAAACAAAGACGUGGUUGGGAAACAGAGGCAACCUGGAAACGAUACGCUUCCUCAAGACGCUGAAAACAUGCAAAGAGCUCAGGCAGCACGUCCAGACCGGAGGAAAAGGCCUCCACACUUCUCUGCUCAAGGAGACCGUGAGAACGCUGGAAAACAUGGAGGCUUUCACGCUGGAACGCCUGAUGGAAAUAGUCGCCGACAUGGCAGAGGUACCAGUCUAA